Molecule: messenger RNA, 1094 nt
Organism: Drosophila miranda
Lineage: Eukaryota; Metazoa; Arthropoda; Insecta; Diptera; Drosophilidae
Product: LHFPL tetraspan subfamily member 2a protein-like
Exons: 4
Coding region: 315-980 (221 amino acids)
Cellular component (GO): membrane
Source: RefSeq, a predicted model, not a curated record
CGAACGAACCGCUUUAAUUGCAAUUAUAAAUUGAAUGCUUGAUUCUCGCUCUUUCCCACUCGCCCCCUCCUUCAUUCUCUUAGUGCUUGCAUGCGGUCAGCUGGGAGGAAGUUCUGGCCCCGGCGCUGCUGGUGGUGGCACAGCGGCAGCGGUGGUGGUGGGUGUGGGUGUGGGCCUGUGGGAUGUGGCCGUUGUGGAAGUGCGUGCUCGCGCAAAGCUAAUGCUUAGAGUCUAUUAUGUAUCCGGCAAGUGCUGACGCGUUCUGACAUCGCCACCGGACAAUCUCUAAACUCUGCGAAGUCGAAUCAUCCAAAAUGUGUUACGUUAUCAUCACAAGCGGCAGUCUAGUCUGGUUCCUCUGCACCCUGGUUGCUGACAUGCUCAUAGCGGCGGCACUGGUCACGCCCAGGUGGCUGAUUGGUCCCGUCCAGCCCGUGGAUGAGCUCUCCUCCGUUUCCAGCCAGCGUCAGUCCUCCGUGGGCAUCUACACCCGCUGUAAGGUGAUUUACCAGGUGGGCUACCACUGCGGACGUGUCGACCUAGAUGGACUGGCCACAGACAGCAGCGUCUAUCCCAGCGAGUGGAAGGCGGCCAUGUUCUUCAUUUCACUGGGAUUCGCCCUGCUCUCGGUCGCGGUUCAACUCACUUUGCUCACCUGCUGCCGUCAGUCGGCAUUCGGCAAGAGUAUCCACAACAUGACCGCCUGCGCUCAGGUGGUGUCAGGAAUCAGUGUUAUGUUUGCCCUCUUCCUCCAUCCCCUGGGCUGGCGGGCCACUCGCGUCCAGCGGCUGUGUGGUCCGGAGGCAGAACCUUUUUAUCCAGCCGACUGCAGUAUAGGAAUCUCAAUUUACAGCGGCGUUAUCGGCAUACUCCUCACAUUCGCUGCCGCUGGCAUCAGCUUAAAGGCGGAGUCCUCCAACAUGCGCACGCGCGUUCGUCGACGCGUCGAAGAGGGCAGCAAGCUGGUCUGCAUUCCAUAGCUGUAGCUUCCCCAGAAAACUGAGAACUUUCAUUAAGCGGGAAUACUUAACAUCAUUUUCGAAUUUACUGUAACUUUUCUAGCAUAAAUAAACCUCUAACAUUUCUACAAUAUA